AUGAAACGUGCUCACAUAUCCUUGAAAGUCAUUGUACUCCACUUUUCCAGACAAAUAGCGCGACAUCUAAUUAUGGAUGGCGAGUCCGUUGGAUUCCUGCCAGAGCGUAUUUUCGGUGGUUUCAUAUUAUUUACAGCGACGGCGACUAUUAUAAUGCAACUGAUCUUCAUGGCUGUGAUUUCGAAAAAAUGUGGUUUUGGAUCUGAUUUCGCAUUCACAUUGAUGUGUCUGAUCAGCAUGAUGGAUUGUAUACAGUUGCUGAACAACGGCAUGAGGCAGAGCGGAAUGUUUGUUUCAAUUCCAAUAAUGGGUGCGUUUAUGGGAUCAUCAUGGAUAUUAAUGGCAUUUACAAUUGUAUUUCUUGCAUUUCACCGCUUCAUAUUUACCUUGCGGCCGCUAACAGCAAAAUACAUUCUAUCACCUCGACUUUUGAAGCUCUCCCCGUUUUCCGCAGUCACAUUCAAUGAAAAAGAUUUCUGGUUCUAUGAUGCAGGCUAUCCAUAUAGCUGGAUUUCCGAUCAACUGGAUACUGUCAGUAAUUACAGUACGGUAUUUCUGAGUACUAUCCUUUACACUGCUUCUUUCACAAUUCUAUUUUGUAAACGUCCAAUGCUUCGUACCAGCUCGGAAUUUCGAAUUACACUACUCGUGUUUCCAUUCUGCGCCUAUCAAGUGCUGUGCUUUUUGGUAUCGGAGUUUGUUCUUCCUAUAUUUCCUCGAAGCUUCUACACCAACUGCGUCGAAAUGGUACUAUGGGUGUUCUGGAAUGGCGCCGGGACUAUGACUUAUAUCAUAUUUUGUCGGUCAUUUCGAAGUGAAUUAAAGCAAAUGGUGUGCAAGAUCUUGCUGAAAAUGCUGAACGAGCAACACCGGUAUGCUAGCACUAAGCUCGGUCCGACUGCAGCCAUGAAUGUUGCUCACAGCUCCCGAGAUGUCUACACGAGAACUUGA
Messenger RNA from Ostertagia ostertagi, 951 nucleotides. The record is from the annotation of a GenBank genome assembly. Lineage: Eukaryota; Metazoa; Nematoda; Chromadorea; Rhabditida; Trichostrongylidae.